Ahaetulla prasina is the source of this 1494-nucleotide messenger RNA. It is a transcript of the gene UFM1, whose product is annotated as ubiquitin fold modifier 1. The transcript has 5 exons. The coding region runs from base 34 to 516 and encodes 160 amino acids. NCBI's taxonomy places the organism in Eukaryota, Metazoa, Chordata, Lepidosauria, Squamata, Colubridae. The record is from RefSeq and is a predicted model, not a curated record. Gene Ontology annotation, biological process: protein K69-linked ufmylation. Gene Ontology annotation, cellular component: nucleus; cytoplasm.
UUGGAGAGCCCGGGUUUAUGAUAUCCAGGAAGGAUGCGCAGAUAUUCCCACAGCCCCCUCCCCGAGGCUCUUGUGCCGCCGAGGCUUUGGCGCGGCCUCGCAGACGCUUCGGCUCAGAAGGACACAAAGGCCAGGCAGGGAGAGAGAACCAAGGGCCUUCCGAGCCCAGCUUGGAGUUCCUCCCUGCCUCAGCAAGAGCACCGCCGUCCCUUCAACACCCCGUGGCGGAACCUGAAACUCCUCUCGGGGCUCCCUCCGCCUAGACCGGCGGUACCCACCGCUGAGGAGGGCGAAGGUCACCUUCAAGAUCACGCUCACUUCGGACCCGCGCCUGCCUUACAAAGUUUCAAAGUCCCUGCAGCUACAAGUGCCAUUAUAACAAACGAUGGAAUAGGAAUAAACCCUGACCAGACAGCUGGGAACGUUUUCCUGAAACAUGGUUCAGAAUUACGGAUUAUUCCCAGAGAUCGGGUGGGAAGAUAUUGGCACAUGCAGGGGCCACUUACACUUCGAUAACACAACUAGCAGACAAAUGCACCAACUGGCAUGUCAACCAAGAAUUUUGCAUAUCUUGCAUUUCUGUAUAGAACCAUUGUUAUCACAGUGAACUCAUGAUAAGUAGUCAGAAUGUCAUUUUUGAACAUGAAUAUCUAGAGGAGAAUCUCAUCACUGCUACCAUGUCUGCCUUCUUUUUCUGAAGUGUCUCUAGGCUUGUUUGCUUUCUGAGUUCCCCAGUUCAUUUGGUGCAGACAUUGUAACCAAGGGCAAUCGGUAAAUGGAUGAUGUUUUUUGUUCCUCUUUAAAUGAAUAAGAAAGCAUUUUCUUGUGUUUACCAACAAUGGGACACUUACUUUUGUAGCCAAAGCAAAGCAGCUCAUUAAUACAUUGACAAAAUAUUAAUUUGAUCUAAACAAGGUAAUCAUGUAUUUGAAUAUUAUGAGAAGUAUUAUGGCACAUACCUCCAAUGUUUGCUAAAAGUUUGUGUAACUAUGAGGAAUCCUUUUAUUACAUUCCAAGAAAAAAAGGCCAUUUAAGUAGCAGGUUACCAUUGUGGGUGCUUAUAUGCUUAAAUUGUGUUUAAUGUUGGUUCCUUGAAAUUGUAAGAUUUGUUAGCUGAUGUAUAGUUUCAGGAGAGAUGUUUUUAUGUGGAAAUGCAUUUUACCAGAUAAUAAAUUAUAUAUUUCUGAGCCCGACUGGCACGAAACGUAAAGCCUGCUCACUAUUUCAUGAGUUUUCAAAAUGCCAGAGAAACUCUGGUGUGCCAGGCUGGUUCCCACUAAUCUUUAGGCUUGGGGGGUUCAGAUUUAAACCUUUCAAUUCGUUUCUUUCCUUUUCUUUAUUUUCCCAAUUUUUGAGUAAAGUCUGCUAUAGAAUUGCAUACUAACUAAUGGAGUUUAUUGUUAAUUGAAAGCCAUGAGCAUGCUUAGAGUCUUUAUUCCUAACUUGAAAAAUAUUGUUUUUGAAAGCAAAAUAAAGCGUCCAUCAGCAAUGAAA